AUGGCCAAGUCGAGACAAGAAACAAUGCGCCUCUGGAUGACUGGUGCUGGCCUCUUGAUGGUUGCAAUGAGCGUGAUUAGCGCUGUCCAGGAGCUUCAAUUUCCUAACAAAGUGUCGUCGUAUCAGAAUUUUCUCAAUCAGGAAAUGACAAAGUGUGGCAGGGAUAUGGUUACGCUGCCUCACCUUUCUCUUGGCACGGGAAACGAUGUCGAACAGGUUACAAAGGAUGACACGUCCUCGAUGACGUUGAAUAUCGCGUCAGCAUCGUCACCCAGUGCUAUUCAUUGUCCUUCGACAUUUUCAGAGAAAAUUAGCCGACGAGGAAGUGAGGAUAGUAUUGGAGCGCUGGAAUCUGCUUGUAAUACGACUAUUGUAGAGACUUCUGCUCUGUGGAAUAAUGCCACUGAAGUAAGCAACAAGCUGGACGUGCUCCACUGCGGCACAGUGAUUGAUAUUCAGGGAUCGCUAGGAUUUAUCAUUCCACAUGACUUGCGUGUGGAGGCUAGUGCUUCAGGCAGCGCUACGCGUAGCAGCGCAAUGACAGCAUUUGACCGACACGAAAAGCAGCAGAAGAUGCCGCUGGUGAUCCCGUUUAACCUUAAUGAAGAGCAGACAGCUGCGCGUCAGGCGAUUGCAGUAGGCAAGACUGUCGAAUUUGCGUACUCCCACGCAGCUUCUAGUAGCGAUUCUCCAGCGACGAUGUGUGCUCUAAACGUUACACCAGUGCCCACGGACAAUAGUAUUGCUAAGAGCCGCUCUGCAUUACAGUCUUGUAAGCAGGCGCGCGAGGUAUCAUUUGCACGAGCCAUGGAAGAGCUUACGAUGAUUUCGCCACGUAACGUGCCAGUGAAGCACCACGUCGAUCUGAUCAAGUACGCAGAAAAGCUCGACGACCACGACAGUCCUUUUGACUAG
This is a messenger RNA of Peronospora farinosa, 915 nucleotides long. NCBI's taxonomy places the organism in Eukaryota, Oomycota, Peronosporomycetes, Peronosporales, Peronosporaceae. The record is from the annotation of a GenBank genome assembly.